CGUGCGCGCCCGGAAGGGCUGGAAGGACGACACGCAACGCAACCCGUUCAUCGGUGACACGCCGGCUAGGACCCCCCAGUCGGCCCCCACCUCGCGACCGGGCACCGGCAAUGUAUUUCUCCGAAGCUCUACGGUCGCCUCUCAGCCCGCACCGAAUGCCUUCCCGAACAACAUGUUUCUCAGCGGCUCCAGAAGCUCCUCCCCACCCGCAGCGAAUCGCUUUCCCAACAACAUGUUCCUCAGUGACUCCGGGAGCGCCUCCCCACCCGCAACGAAUCGCUUUCCCAACAACAUGUUCCUCAGUGGCUCCGAGAGCUCCUCCCCACCCGCAGCGAAUCGCUUUCCCAACAACAUGUUCCUCAGUAGCUCCAGAAGCUCCGCCCCACCCGCAGCGGAUCGCUUUCCGAACAACAUGUUCCUCAGUGGCUCCGGAAGCACCUCCCCACCCGCAGCGAAUCGCUUUCCCAACAAUAUGUUCCUCAGCAGUUCCCAAAGCUCCUCCCCGCCGGCAGUGAAUAUCUACCCCAACAACAUGUUCCUCAGCGGAUCCAGCACCUCUUCCAGUACCUCUCAGGGCUCCUCCGUGCCAGCAGCAAACCGAUUUCCCAACAACAUGUUCCUCAGUGGCUCCGGAGGCUCCUCCCCACCCGCAGCGAAUCGCUUUCCAAACAACAUGUUUCUUAGCAGCUCUUCCGCUUCUUCCUCCUCGCUGAGUAGCUCUGAGAGCUCGUCCCGGGGUACAGAAAGACCCUACUCCGGUAGUGCAUCCUCUGUCCGACCAGGAAGGCUUCGGCCCGCAGCCGCCUCGGGCAGACGACCUGCUGUCACGAGAGCUCCUGCCACCACACGGCAAGAAAUCGCCACCAAACGACCCGUCACCACCAGACGGCUCGUUACCACCAAACGACCCGUCACCGCCAGGCGGCCCGUCACCACCAGACGACCCGUCACCACCAAACGACCCGUCACCACCAAACGGCCCGUCACCACCAGACGGCCCGUUACCACCAGACGACCCGUCACCACCAAACGACCCGUCACCACCAGACGGCCCGUUACCACCAGACGACCCGUCACCACCAAACGACCCGUCACCACCAGACGGCCCGUCACCACCAGACGACCCGUCUCCACCAAACGACCCGUCACCACCAAACGGCCCGUCACCACCAGACGGCCCGUUACCACCAGACGACCCGCCACCACCAAACGACCCGUCACCACCAGACGGCCCGUUACCACCAGACGGCCCGUCACCACCAGACGGCCCGUCACCACCAAACGAUCAGCCACCACCAAACCCCAUAACAUUUGGACACGGACCACUACGAAACGGCCCACUCGCCGACCAAAUACUGCCAAACCCACCACUCGCCGACCAUCCGGCAAAAGACCAGUCACCACUAAACGACCAACCACCACCAGGCGGCCGGUCACCACCAAACGACCCGUCACCGCCAGGCGACCUUUCACCACCAAACGAUCCGUCACCACCAGGCGACCCGUCACUACCAAGCGGUCCGUCACCAGAAGAAGACCUGUCACCACCAAACGACCCGUCACCACCAGGCGGCCCGGCACCACCAGGCGACCUGUCACCACCAAACGAUCCGUCGCCAGAAAACGACCCGUCACCACCAGGCGGCCCGUUAUCACCAGGCGGCCCGUCACCACCAAACGACCCGCCAACACCAGGCGUCCCGUCACCACCAGGCGACCUGGCACCACCAAACGAUCCGUCACCACCAGGCGGCCCGUUACCACCAAACGAUCAGCCACUGCCAAACCUCGUAACAUUUGGACACGGACCACCACGAAACGGCCUAUUCGCCGACCAAAUACUACUAAACCCACCACUCGCCGGCCAUCCGGCAAAAGAACAGCCACCACCAAACGACCAACCACCACCAGGCGCCCAUCCACCACCAAACACACCACUCGCCGACCACCGGCAAGGCGCACCACUCGCCGACCACCGGCAAGACGCAGCACUCGGGAGCCGGUCCCUAGAAGCGGCCCCGUCGCCUGGGGCGGCCGCGUCGCGCGCCAGUCCGGCGCCACGCAGCAGCCGGGCGCCGUGCACGCCUGGAGCACGCCCGCCACAACCUUCAGACCCUCCAUCUUCGACGAGAACGGUAACCUGAAGGCGACGGCGAGGGGCCGGCCCGCGUCAGUAGCCGGUUGAGGCUCACGAGGGUCGUCGUCAGCGGUCUUCAGCGUCGAUGCACCGUCCCUGUGGUGGUUCUUUAACUGGGCGUUAUUCUGUAGGUCGCUCAGUUUGUUUUAUGCUAUUAUGGACGACGUGAAGGUGUUACUUCACCUUGAAACGAAAAACGCUGGCGAAGGCACGUCUAUUGUACGUUCUGUUCGCGUAACCUGUCAGCUGUCAUAUCACUUGACGUUCAUGUUCGUGUUUUGUCCGAGAGAUGUCUUGCAUUUUUUCUUUGCGUUCCUGAUUGGCUGUUGUGUGCGAUGAGUUAAAGGGCGUGGUCAUCAGCAGAGGCCGAGAGACUAUCUCCAGAUCUCGUGAUAACCUGAUACAUAUCAUACUAUAACCAUGCUGGCCAUGGGUGCUCGUCCUGUUGAUCAGGAUAGUUUUAGUUGUUGAUGUUGCGGAAGACGCAGCCGAAAGGAGUCGGCACUGUUCACUAGCGUGAUUGAGCGUUGUGAACACAUACAUCGAAAGCCAUAUGGGUCGAACUGUUUCGGUCGCGGUGCAAUUGCGGAUGUAUUUUAAAUGUAAGUCGGCUGCUUGACAUGCAUCAUUCUACAUCCGCGGUGUAAGGGUUGUAACAAGGAGUUGCAUGGCUCUAGGACAUAACGAUGAUGGGAUGGUUGGUGGUGUUGUUAUCGGGAAUGUAUUCAGACAUUGGUGAUGCUUUUCCAUGAUUUACAAAUGCCGAUU
Molecule: messenger RNA, 2905 nt
Organism: Pollicipes pollicipes
Lineage: Eukaryota; Metazoa; Arthropoda; Thecostraca; Pollicipedomorpha; Pollicipedidae
Product: serine/arginine repetitive matrix protein 2
Exons: 1
Coding region: 173-2185 (670 amino acids)
Source: RefSeq, a predicted model, not a curated record